Messenger RNA from Panicum hallii, 1957 nucleotides. RefSeq lists its product as uncharacterized. The transcript has 13 exons. Gene Ontology annotation, cellular component: endoplasmic reticulum. Gene Ontology annotation, biological process: GPI anchor biosynthetic process. The record is from RefSeq and is a predicted model, not a curated record. Gene Ontology annotation, molecular function: hydrolase activity. Lineage: Eukaryota; Viridiplantae; Streptophyta; Magnoliopsida; Poales; Poaceae. The coding region runs from base 252 to 1817 and encodes 521 amino acids.
CUCGAGCCUCGCCUCGGUUCCGGCGCUGGCCGCCGACUCGACUCUGCCUCUCCACCACGACUCGCACGAGCGAUCAAGCGGAUUGGACCAGCAGAUCUCACUCCGCCGGCGCUUUGCUUGCGUUCAACUCCUCCCUCCGGCGAAACCCCAGUCCAGCGCGGGAUCGACGCGCGAGGCCGGGAUCCCGCCGCCCGCCCCGCACCGGCCUCCUGCCCCGGCAGCGGAGCGGUGAGAUUGGGGGUGAGGCGGAGAUGCAGAGCUCCACGCGGCUGACGCUGCUGCUGUGCGCGGCGUGGGCGGCCACGGUGCUCUACGGCGAGAUGGGCGCCUACUGGGCCUCCUACCUCGCGUGCUCGUGGCCCUCGCCGCCGAAUAACCAUGUGAAGAUUGCUGUUGUUGCUGAUCCACAGCUUAUGGACAGCACCUCCCUUGGUCUUCCGUCAAGCUCAAUUGCUCUCCAAGCUGCUGAGUUUUACACAGAUUUGAACAUGAGAAGGUCCUUUCAGUCUGCCAUACUGCCAUUCGAACCUGAUAUGGUCUUAUUUCUUGGUGAUCACUUUGAUGGAGGCCCAUACAUGUCCGAUGAAGAGUGGCAGGAAUCAAUGUUUCGAUUUAAGCAUAUAUUCAGCCUGAAUGAACAGAGAAGAAAGCCACAUAUCCCAAUCUACUACCUGUCAGGAAAUCAUGAUGUUGGUUAUUCAGCAUUUUUCUCUGCUCAUCCUGAGGUGCUUAGUCGGUAUGAAAAAGAAUUUGGAUCAAGAAACUACCAAUUUUCUGCUGGGAAGGUUGACUUUGUUGUCAUUGAUGCUCAAACACUUGAUGCAGGAGCUAGAAAGAGCAAAGAAAGGUCCUCCUCUUGGGAGUUCAUUAAAACUCUAUCCCCAGGUAACACAUCGAAUCCAAAGGUUCUACUAACACAUAUUCCACUCUACCGACCUGAUAACACUCCUUGUGGCCCACAUCGUUCUUCACCUGUUAUAAAUCAGAGGGUAUCCUAUGCUGCCUUCGACCAAGGAAUCACCUACCAGAAUUAUCUAACUAAAGAGACUUCUGACCUUUUGCUAAGCUUAUUGCAACCAGUCCUUGUGCUCUCAGGUCAUGACCAUGACCAAUGCACAGUCGUCCACUCCACUCCUUUUGGGCCAGUAACAGAGCAUACGCUGGGGACAAUAAGUUGGCAGCAAGGAAAUCUCUAUCCAUCAUUUAUGCUGCUAUCUGCUGGGCCCAAGCUGUCACAGAAUUCAACUGAUCUGAAACAUGAGGUCAUGACGAACCUUUGUUUUCUGCCUAAACAAACCCAUAUUUAUAUCUGGUAUAUCUGCCAGUUUGCAAUGACCAUCCUUCUGCUAGUCUUUUGGCCAACCAAUGGUCUGAGCUCUCUUCCUUAUAUGAAUACAUUUGUAAGCUUCAUGAGGUCGGUAGGUGCUGAACUGGUCUCAAGAACCAAAGAAAAAGAUGAUGAGGAAGAUGGUGAAUAUGAAAUGGUUUUUGAUGCGGAAGGGUCCAUGCACCUCGUUAAAAAGGCUGUUGCAAAAGCCCCAAGUGCUAGCUCAGACCCCAGAACUAUAGGACGUGGAAGUGUUGUCGCAAGGGCGACAGCGGGAAAACACCAAUUGGAGCCUGAUUCAUCUAUUCUUGUCGAGAUGGGUUCGGAGAUGACAUCAGAAGAUGGAGCGAAGUUGGCGCGCCCUAGCAAAUCGAAAGUAAGGAAGGUGCUCCAACGGCUGUUCCGCGUCAUCCAGUCGCUAGUUGUCAUUGCCGCUCUGAAUGUCCCCCUGUACAUGAUGCUUCUGUUCAAGGACUGGAUUGACCAUUGAAGUACGUCGGGGCCUAGUCCUUGCAGUUAUUCAGUAGGUUGAUUGAUACCUAUAGAGUAACUGCACACGCGAAAACUAAUUUGGUUUUUGCUGAGGCGUCAAAUAAUAUAUCUAUUUAAUAUGGGCGACCAUGUUGUUUA